Symsagittifera roscoffensis is the source of this 1128-nucleotide messenger RNA. RefSeq names its product exosome complex component RRP42-like. Gene Ontology annotation, biological process: nuclear polyadenylation-dependent rRNA catabolic process; TRAMP-dependent tRNA surveillance pathway; nuclear mRNA surveillance. The record is from RefSeq and is a predicted model, not a curated record. Bases 158 to 1060 code for a protein of 300 amino acids. Gene Ontology annotation, cellular component: cytoplasmic exosome (RNase complex); nuclear exosome (RNase complex). The transcript has 3 exons. NCBI's taxonomy places the organism in Eukaryota, Metazoa, Xenacoelomorpha, Acoela, Convolutidae. Gene Ontology annotation, molecular function: mRNA 3'-UTR AU-rich region binding.
UUGAUUUUUAAUUGGAGCAGUUAAUUUUAAUCCUGCAUGUUUGAAUUCUCUGGCUUUAAACCAAUUUUUCUUAUAGUCAAGCUAAAUCAUUUGGCUCAUUAAAUGACUGAAUAUUUGAGAUGAAUUGACAAUAUAGCCUCGAAAGUGAUUCGACGUGAUGGCAAAUGUGAUUCUAUCGGAGGCGGAGAAAUUAUUCAUUGUACAUGGAGUGGAGCAAGACUGUCGCAACGAUGGACGAACUAACACUGACUACAGGGAGUUCUCAGUGGAGACAGGAGUGGUGUCUUCUUCCAAUGGGUCAGCCAGAGUCAAAGUGGAAGGCAAUACAGAUGUAUUGGUUGGAGUGAAGGUCGAGUUGGACAGUCCAGAUAUCAAGACACCUGAUCAGGGCAGGAUAGAUUUCUUCGUGGACUGUUCCGCCUUGGCCAGUCCCCGUUUCGAAGGGCGGGAGGGGAAGGAACUGGGAACAGACAUCUACAAUGUGCUGAACAGUGUCUACUGUCAAGGGGCUACUGCUGUGUCAAACCUCAGCAAAUUGUGUAUAGUGGCUGGAAAACACUGCUGGCUGUUGAACAUUGAUAUCGUUAUUCUAGAAUGUUCGGCCGGAUCUCUGUAUGACAUCAUUUCACUUGCAGUAAAAGCGGCACUGUUUGACACACAGAUCCCAUCAGUGGAGUACGAUAGUGAAAGUGAAGAAAUUCACGUGAUGAGUGACAUGAAUGAAUGUAUGGACCAAACUGAGUGGUUCAACUUCGAAUUAUGUCCUCUCUUGGUCACUGUCUCCAAAAUAGGAUCCUCCUCCUCCCAAUCAGCACACGUGGUGGAUGCCACGAUAGAAGAGGAAGCGUGUUCUACAUCUCAAAUUGUAAUGGGAGUUGACACCAAAGGCAGAGUGUCCGGUUGCAGGAAGUAUGGAACCCACAGUCUGUCCUUUUCAUCUUUUGCGACCAUGAUGGAUCUCGGCACAAAGACGGCGAAGGAACUGCAUGAUAGAUUAAAACAGCAACUGAUUGCAUAUCAGCAGUCAUUGAACUCGGCGCUUACUUUGAUGGAUAUUUGAUCGCUUUGAACUCAUUGUUGUGAACCUUUUCAGCUUGAGUAGUUUUUUGAGUUUCCAUGAAUACACUU